Molecule: messenger RNA, 3612 nt
Organism: Hippopotamus amphibius kiboko
Lineage: Eukaryota; Metazoa; Chordata; Mammalia; Artiodactyla; Hippopotamidae
Gene: HERC6
Product: HECT and RLD domain containing E3 ubiquitin protein ligase family member 6
Exons: 23
Coding region: 1-3060 (1019 amino acids)
Biological process (GO): protein ubiquitination; ubiquitin-dependent protein catabolic process
Molecular function (GO): ubiquitin protein ligase activity
Source: RefSeq, a predicted model, not a curated record
AUGUACUUCUGCUGGGUGACGGGCCGCCAGGAGCCGCUGCGCAAGGGGCCCGAGGGCGCCGGCGGCAACGCGCUGCUUCAGGCGGCCAGCGGAGAGCAUCACUCGCUGCUGCUGCUGAGCGACGGCACCGUCCUCUCGUGCGGAGACAACAGCCGAGGCCAGCUGGGCCGGAAACGCGCGCCGCGCAAGGAGCGGCCAAAAGAGCGCCGGGACGCAGAAAGAAUUCCAUCAUUGGAAACUCUACGUGUUAAUCUGGUGAGCUGUGGAAAGGAGCACUCCCUGGCCGUCUGUCACAAAGGAAGGGUCUUCGCGUGGGGAGCUGGUUCUGAAGGACAGCUGGGAAUUGGAGAAUUUAAGGAAAUAAAUUUUAUACCUAAGAAGAUAGAAGCUCUGACUGGUAUAAAAAUUAUACAGGUUUCCUGUGGACAGUACCACUCCCUGGCAUUAUCAGAAGACGGCCAAGUGUUUUCAUGGGGAAAGAACAGCCAUGGGCAGCUGGGCCUGGGGAAGAAGUUCCCCUCCCAAGCCAGCCCGCAGAGGGUGAGGUCCCUGGAGGGGGUCCCGCUGGCGCAGGUGGCCGCAGGAGGGGCCCACAGCUUCGCCCUGUCUCUGUGCGGGACUUCGUUUGGCUGGGGGAGCAACAGUGCGGGGCAGCUGGCCCUCGGAGGGGAUGAUGUCCCAGGUCAGAGCUACAAGCCUCUAUCAGUUGGUUCACUGAAGACUCUAAGUGUGACUUAUAUCAGCUGUGGUUACGAGCACACAGCAGUGCUUACGCAGGAUGGGAAAGUAUUCACAUUUGGAGACAAUAGCUGUGGACAGCUGGGACACAGCCCCACUGCUGAGAAGAGGGGUCCGCAACCUGUGGAAAGAAUUGAGGGCCUAGUUUCGCAGAUAGAUUGUGGAAGUUAUCACACCCUUGCGUAUGUCUAUACCACGGGUCAGGUGGUGUCUUUUGGUCGUGGACCAAGCUGCACAAGCAGCUCAUCUCAUCCGGGGGCUCUGGCAGAGAACUUUGACAUUAGCUGCCGGAUUUCUGCUGAUGACCUUGUGAAUGUUCAAGCCAAACAUAUUUUUGCUGGAACGUAUGCCAACUUUGUGACAACCUACCAGAAGGAUACCAGUUCUACCAGUGUUUCCAGGAAAACACUGCCAGAAAUAAGCCGAAUUAACCAGUCCCUGACAGAAAAAUGGAUGACAGUGGCAAGAGGAAGUGCAGAACAUGAAGUGGCUAAGAGGGAAAUCAGAGUGAUAUUUUCAUCUCCUGCUUGUCUGACUGCAAGUUUCUUAAAGAAAAGAGAAUCUGGAGAAACAGUUUCCGUUGAUGUGGACUUAGCAAGAGAUACCUUCAAGAAGUUAACAGAAAAGGAAUGGAUUUCUUCUAUGAUAACAACAUGUCUCAGGGAUCAUCUGCUCAGAGCUCUUCCAUGUCGUUCUCCGCACCAAGAAGCUUUAUCAGUCUUCCUUCUGCUCCCAGAGUGUCCGGUCAUGCAUGAUCCUAAGAACUGGAUGACUCUGGUGGUUCCAUUUGCAGAGGCUGUUUAUAACAUGACUGGCCAAUCUUCAAGAGUCCUGAAGCAGUACUGGGCAUCUUUGCAAGAAUCCUCUCUCAACACACUGGUCCAGAUGCUUAAAACUGCCAUCAUCUCUCAACUGUAUUCUUGGACUGAAACCAUUCAGAGUCACCGCAAUGUUAAAGCUCUUCUGGAAGUGAUGAAAAAAGUGUAUAAGGUAAACAAAGAUAAUUGUCAACUACCAGAAAAUACUUUCAACAUAAAUGAACUCUCCAUUUUGUUGGAUUUUUAUGGAGAGAGAGAAAAAGUGAUCUGGAGGAAUAAAAACCUGAUAUCUGCAGAAAACUUCAGUCCCAUUAUUUUCAGUGAUUUUCCAUUUGUCUUUAAUUUGCUCUCCAAAAUUAAAUUAUUACAAGCUGAUUCCCAUAUAAAAAUGCUGGAAUCAGUAGGGAGAAAUUUGGAUUUGGGGCACAUGAUUCUUCCAGGAAGGGCUGAAUCCCCUCCAUUUGUACUUAGAGUCAGACGAAGUCACCUUGUUGAAGAUGCUCUGCGUCAGUUAAGCCAAGCUGAAGUCACUGACCUCCGGAAAAUAUUAGUGGUUGAGUUUAUUAAAGAAAUUCGUUCUGUGGGGGAAGGGGUGAAGUCUGAGUUCUUCCACUGUAUAGUUGAAGAUAUGACCAAGAAAGAAUAUGGGAUGUUCAUAUACCCUGAAGAGGGUUCCUGCAUGUGGUUUCCUGUCAAUCCUGUAAUUGAGAAGAAGAGAUAUUUCCUCUUUGGGAUGCUGUGUGGACUCUCCCUAUACAAUUUUAAUAUUGUCAACCUACCUUUCCCACUGGCUCUGUUUAAGAAACUUCUGGACCAAAAGCCAUCAUUGGAAGAUUUAAAAGAACUCAGUCCUCUUUUGGGGAAGAAUUUGCAGGAAGUUCUAAAUGAUGAAUCUAAUGACAUUACAGAAAUGCUUGGCCUACGUUUUUCUAUACACUGGGACCAAAAUGAUGCUGAUUUAAUUCCAAAUGGGAUCUCUAUAUUUGUAGACCAAAGCAACAAGAAAGACUAUGUUUCUAAGUGUGUUGACUACAUUUUCAAUGCCUCUGCCAUAGCAGUUUAUAAGGAAUUUCAGAGAGGAUUUUUUAAAGUCCUUGACAAGGAGAUACUUAAAUUUUUCCAGCCUGAAGAACUAAGGACAGCAGUAGUUGGAACUACUGAUUAUGACUGGAAACAAUUUGAAAAGAAUUCAAGUUAUGAGCAAGGAUACUAUGAAUCACAUCCUACUAUACUGAUGUUUUGGAAAGCUUUCCAUAAAUUAACUUUGGAGGAAAAGAGAAAAUUCCUCUUUUUUCUUACAGGAAAUGAAAGGCUGCAUGUAAAAGGCAUACAGAAAAUGGGAAUCUUCUUUCGCUGUCCUGAAACUUUCACUGAACAAGACUUCCCAAGAGCACUGACAUGUCAUAAUAUUCUGGACCUCCCUAAAUAUUCUUCAAUGGAAAGAAUGGAGGAAGCACUUCAAGUAGUCAUCAACAGCAACAAAGGAUUUAUCACAGUGCGAUAGUGACGUUUUGAGAGGCUCAGGUCUCAGGUUCUCUCACCCUUCCAUCCUUUUGUUCUUCUUUAGGUCUAAUUAGUGCAAAGGCUUGAUGGAUUUUAGUUAGAAUUAGUUGACACAUGCUGGGGUAAAUAAUAAUGUGAUGAGUCAAGGAUCACAUUUUUAAUGAAUCAAUAUUUCCUGAUCUUUAAACUUGCUAUAAGAAUGCUUGCUUUUGGGACUUCCUAGGCGGCACAGUGGUUAAGAAUCUGCCUGCCAAUGCAGGGGACAUGGGUUCAAGCCCUGCCCCAGGAAGAUAACACAUGCCACAGAGCAACUAAGCCCGUGGGCCACAACUAUUGAGCCUGUGCUGUAGAGCCCAUGAGCCACAACUAUUGAGCCCAUGUGCAACAGCUACUGAAGCCCGUGUGCCUAGAGCCCAUGCUCCACAACAAGAGAAGCCACCACAAUGAGAAGCCCACGCAUCACAAUGAAGAGGAGCCCCCACUUGCAGCAACUAGAGAAAGCCCGUGUGCAGCAACGAAGGCCCAACACAGCCAAAAAAAAAAAAAAACAAAA